AUGGGAUGCGAUGAUGCAGCAAAAUGGAAGCCUCGUGGACUGGCAAAGUCCAUAGGAGUCGCCUGCUUCAUCAAAGGCGCCUUCUGUAUUUAUAUAUCCCUCGUGUCAUGGCAUUCGGCUAUGCAACGCCCAUAUGUAGACCGCCGUACGACACAUAUAACGGCUGAUGGCUACCUAGCUGGCAGACAAUCCCUUGACGGCGAGGAUAAAACGUGCACGGUAACGGAGAGACUAUCUUACAAAGUCAACACUGAUCUUCCUUACUCCGAGCUGACAUGCUUGCUAGACGAUAGAAAACCCGAUGGGAGCCUCAAUGAAAAUUUUUAUGAUGGAAUCCAAUUCGCACUGUGGAAGCAGCUGUUGCCAUACCUGAGCUGGGACAGUGAACACAUGCUUAAUAUAGCUCUUGACGACCUGGUUUACGCCAGAGAGAAUUCAGCUGCCUUCUUUCCACUGCUUCCGUGGCUGGUGAAUAUCACUGGCAAGGCACUGAAAUCCCUACAUCUGCAGUAUGCCCUCCUAUCUGGCUACGACAUUGAAGUCGUAGAAGCGCCACUAGCGCUCUAUAUGGCACUGGGCGGAGUUUUGCUAUGCAACUUAGCCGGUAUAAUUGCGGCCGGGGCGCUAUAUCUUCUCGUAUGGGAUAUAAUGUACAGGCGGGUAUUAUUGUUGACAUGCGGAAAAAAUGUUCCCCAAAUAAUGACAGAUGAUAAAACACCGGUAUAUAUGACAGAGAAGUAUGUCGAGAGAAUCGCCCAGGUGUCCGUUUUGUUUUACUGCCUUGGGCCAGCCACGGUCCAUUGCACUGCCAUAUACACGGAGAACCUGUUUUGCCUUUGUACUUUUGUGGGUCUACUUCUACUGUCGUACGCUGAAAACAACCGCAAAAUAGCAACUAACGCCAACGAAUGCGUGUUACCUCCGCUUAUAAAGGCAUACGUACUUGAAGUAAUGGCGGUUUUGCUAUUCUUCAUGGCUUCUGCUCUUCGCUCCAACGGCGUAUUACUGCUAAUUCCUCUCUUCUUCUACACUUUACGCACAUGUUGUGUAUUCAGCAAGUUAAACCUGCUCUACGAUUAUGAUAAGUCGAGCCUUGGAUAUAACAUCGACGUCAGCAGAGUUCGAAAUAAGAGCCUACUGGCGAUAAGAUUUGUGUCGCACUGGUUACGCGCAUUAAUAUAUGCAGUGAGCCUGCUAGUGCCAAUGGCUACAUUUCAGUUCUAUAUCUACUGUCUCUAUUGUCGUCACCUUACGGCCGAACAGGUGCAGCGUGUUAAAAGCUUUCCAUCAUUUGUAACCUUACUGGUAUCGCCUGGAGGCAUGACUUAUCUGAGGAAAAUAAUAGAAUCCACAAAUACUUAUGCGAGACCGUGGUGCUCCGCAAAGUUACCGAGACCCUACGCGUUUGUGCAAAAGCAGUAUUGGGAUGUCGGAUUCUUAUGGCUGCUAAGGCAGCCUGCACGCCUGCACGUAUUCCUCUACUGCUGGCCCUCAUACGUUGUCACAUAUUUCGCAUUACGCUGGUACUGGUGCUUUAUAAAAAGCACGUACGACAGAGUCUCACAAUCUGCAUUCAUGCGUAAUCUCGGUAAGUUCAGCCCUUUUAUUCUAGAAGGCAUCAAAAACAUCUCAGCAUUACUUAACGUUUCUUAUAUUGGUGGCAUACUCAUAAUUGUUCAGACUGUCUUGUUUUGA
Babesia bigemina is the source of this 1695-nucleotide messenger RNA. RefSeq names its product -GPI mannosyltransferase 2. Gene Ontology annotation, molecular function: alpha-1,6-mannosyltransferase activity; GPI mannosyltransferase activity. Gene Ontology annotation, cellular component: endoplasmic reticulum membrane; mannosyltransferase complex. The coding region runs from base 1 to 1695 and encodes 564 amino acids. Gene Ontology annotation, biological process: GPI anchor biosynthetic process. NCBI's taxonomy places the organism in Eukaryota, Apicomplexa, Aconoidasida, Piroplasmida, Babesiidae. The transcript has a single exon. The record is from RefSeq and is a predicted model, not a curated record.